This is a messenger RNA of Gloeophyllum trabeum ATCC 11539, 1762 nucleotides long. Its product is annotated as HCP-like protein. The coding region runs from base 36 to 1625 and encodes 529 amino acids. Gene Ontology annotation, molecular function: protein binding. The transcript is spliced from 2 exons. NCBI's taxonomy places the organism in Eukaryota, Fungi, Basidiomycota, Agaricomycetes, Gloeophyllales, Gloeophyllaceae. The record is from RefSeq and is a predicted model, not a curated record.
CGUACCCUCAAAACGGCUACCGCGACGCAGAGACGAUGAGCAUGUAUUCUCGCGAUGACCACGGCUCGGUCAACUCGUACAAUCCAUCCGGAGAUUACCACUCGUACGCGUAUUCUCCUAGUGACUAUAGUCAGGCUGGCUGGCAGGGGCAGCAAGGAAGCUAUGGUACUGUUCAGUCCGGCGAAUACGACCCGUUUUACUCUGCUGCAUCUGACGUCCUGGGUAUGGCUCCUCCACCACCUGCGCCGAUGGCUCCCAUAGCUGGACCCUACGCCCAGAGUCAAGCGUCGUUGGUUUCAAGUCACUCAGCGCCGUAUCCUGGUCCGCGCACUCAGAGCAUAUAUUCCCAAGAUAGCGGACAUUCUGGCGACGCUGCCAAUGUAUCUGCUCCUUCUGUUUUGGACAGUGGGGAUGAUAGUGACCCCAGUCUUCGUCCGCAGUUGCGGAGAUCCGGUACUACAGCAUCUGUAACGUUGCGCACCCAGAAGACCAAAGCCGUGGACCUAAGCGCACCUCCCUACACUAAGGCGUACAUCGACGAGUAUCGUCAACGGAUCAAGGCUGAUCCCGAUCCUGACGCCCACUUCCAAUAUGCCAAGUAUCUCAUCGAUGCCGCUAAGAAGAUCGGCGCGGAUGCUAAGGACCAGCGUGCGGUACGGAAGUAUCGCGACACGCUUGUCACUGAAGCACUCAAGGUCAUCCGGCGACUCGCUACUCAAGGCCAGCCGCACGAGGAAGCGCAAUUCUUCUUGGCAAAUUGCUACGGCACUGGUGCACUGGGUCUCCAGGUGGAUCAUGAGAAGGCUUACCACUUGUACUUACAGGCUGCGAAGCAGAACCAUGCAGCGGCCGCGUAUAGGGUUGCGGUUUGCAACGAGAUCGCUGUUGGAACGAGGAAGGAGCCAGCGCGAGCCAUCGCGUUCUAUCGCAAGGCUGCCUCGCUGGGCGAUACCGCCGCUAUGUACAAGCUCGGAAUGAUCUUGCUGCAAGGCACGCUGGGUGAGGCGAAGAAUCCUCGAGAAGCGGUUGGCUGGCUGAAGAGGGCUGCGGAACAGGCCGACGAGGAGAAUCCCCACGCCCUUCAUGAGCUGGCGUUACUCCAUGAGAUGCCUAAUAAUGGGCUCGUCCCGUACGACCCGGCGUAUGCCAAGCGGCUUCUGACUCAGGCGGCCCAGCUAGGAUACACGCAGUCGCAAUGCAAGCUGGGUCACUGCUACGAGGUGGGGGCUCUUACAUGCCCGGUGGAUCCGAAGCGGUCCAUUGCCUGGUAUACCAAAGCUGCGGAGAAGGGAAGCGCAGAGGCCGAGCUGGCAUUGAGUGGAUGGUAUCUUACGGGCUGUGAGGGCGUCCUGAAGCAGAGCGACUCUGAAGCGUACCUGUGGGCGAGGCGAGCGGCGAACAAGGGACUCAGCAAGGCGGAAUAUGCGGUCGGGUACUAUGCGGAGGUAGGCAUAGGUGUGAAGCAGGACAUUGAAUUCGCAAAACGAUGGUAUAUGCGUGCCGCAGCGCAAGGUAAUAAGCGAGCAAUGAAUCGAUUAACGGAGAUGAAGAGAACUGGCAAUAAGAGGAUGAAUAUUGCACGCCCAACGCGGCAACAGGCGAAGGAUGAGUGUAUUAUUAGCUGAAUUUACAUUAUUGGUUGCAUCUGGUCAUGGUUAGUACUUCCAGCUGUUUGCAGAAUGAUGGAGCCAGUUCGGAUUUCUCCCUGUGGAGCCUACUAGUACUCCAAGUCAAUCAAUCUGAAAGGAUAAGUGUGCUCGGC